Messenger RNA from Paramecium octaurelia, 7782 nucleotides. NCBI's taxonomy places the organism in Eukaryota, Ciliophora, Oligohymenophorea, Peniculida, Parameciidae. The record is from the annotation of a GenBank genome assembly.
AUGAACAGCGAAACUAAUUAUGAUAAAUCAAACCUAUCUUCGAUUCUUUUUGGAGGUAUUCAUUUAGAUAAUUUGGAUUCUUAAUUUUUGGGUAGAAAUAAUAUGGCCAUGCGUAAUGGAAAAAAUUUAACAAAUUAAUUCUAUUAAUAGAAUUUAAGAGGAGGAGGUUGUUGCAUAAACAAUUCAAGGACCUACUCUUAUAAAAUAGUUGUACUUGAAUCAAUCCCUGCACAUUUUGGCCCACUGAUGGAGAAAUAUUCUAAAAUUCUUGAUUCAAAAGCACUUUCAGUGUAUAAUAAGCAGGACAAACUAAGAGUGAUUUCCUCCAUCUAAUGGUUUAUUAACAAUCAAAAACACUUUAAUACACUAUGUUUAGAUUAGUAAUAAGCAACUAAAUUUAUAAGAGCUAUUAAAACAUCCUUAGAACUAUUGUUAAAUUCUAUUUUAAAUUAUAUAACGAUAUCUGGAUAUAUAUGUAUAGAAGUUUUAUCACAAUGUAAUGUGCUAGUAAGAGUAUUAUUUUGCUAUUACAGCAAGCAUGAGGAUGAAAAACUUAAUUCAAGUUACAAAGAAAAAUUAGAAAAUUACUUAAAAGAGUUCGAAAGUCUUGUUAAUACUAAUGUCACACAAUGUUGGGAAUUUGGUAUAGAAUUUGAGAUUUCAAUAAUGAAGACUGCUUUAUCUCACAUACCCACAAAGUCUGAGAAAUCUAAUAAUUUUACUUUGGGUAUUCUUUAAUCAAUUGCCAAAUGUGAAAUAAGUGAUAAACUUGUUUAAUAAAUUUUUAAUAAUGUCAAAGAAAUUUUACAAAAAUUUGUAGGUAAAAUAAAAAAUCCAAUUGAGAAUUAUGAAGUCUAUAAUAUUUUUGAAGGUUUGAAAUGGAAUAUUGUUUCAUAAAUAACUUAAAGACAUUAACAACAGAAUAUUAAAGGUUAAUUAAAUGAUUUGUACAUUUAAUUUAUUAAAAAUUCAUAAGAUUGGAUGCUACAUUGUUGCUGGAUUAAAUUGAUCUCUGAGUUACUAACAUACAGACCAAUUGUAGAUAUGAAUAUUUUAUUAUCAAGUAUAGCAAAUUAAUCUAAGAGAAAGGAUAAAUGGAAAGAUCUAAUAAAACAUUAAUGUAUUGAAUAAUUACCAUAUAAAUCCGAAUAAGAAGAAGUAUAAGGGAAAUGUAUAAGCUUCCCUAAUAGAACAAAUUCAGAAACAUUGAAAUUUCUAAAAGAAUUUUCAAAAAUCGGCUUAAAUGAACUUGCUGAAUUUUAGCAAUAACUUAUGAAUCAAGACAAAUUACCAGAUCAAUAAUUUUGGCAGUUCUAUGCAUUAUAUAAACAGAAAAAUGAUAAAGAUAAUGAAACAAACAAAUAAAACUCAUAAAUUCAAAAUUUGUUCAACUUUAUUCCAAUAUUUUAACAAUCCCUUGAUUAUCUAAAAAGUCUGCUUGAGAAUAAUCAAAUUAUAAUUGAAAAAGUCAAUAAACUAAUUAAUACGCUUGCAUAUGAAAUAGAUGAAGCGAAUUUACAUUAUUAAUAAGAACUAGAAAAUGAAAGCUAGAAAAUAGAAAGUAAUACAAUUGAAUCUAUCUAUAUGAUCAAUGAAAUCCAUAUCCAUAUUAUAAUGACGAUAUACUAUUUAGGAUUUAUCAAAGAGUCCCUUGUAUUGAAAGAUAAAUUUAAAUUUAAUAAUAUCGUUUAAAGUAUUAAGGAUACACACUUAAAGGAAUAUGAAAAAUCUCUUAAAAAAAUCCCAAACUAUCUUAUGAAUUUUCUUAAAAUUAUAUAUGAUUGGAAGGACACCCUAAAGAAUUUCUAAAGAGAUAAUGUUAAGAAUCCUUUUCAGUGUAUUCCUAACAUAUUUGAUUAAUUUAGAAAAGAAUCAGAAAAUAUUUUUGAAAGGGUAAAAGAAUUUAGAAUGAUAUUCGAAGAUCAGAUUCACACCAAGAAAUUGAAAAUUGAUGAAUUUAUAUUAAUAGAAAAAUUUGAGGAAAUAAUAGGAUUUGAAUUUUAAUACUUUUUUACUAUAUUUCUAAAUGGAAUUAUAAGCAAUAUCAAAAAGAUUAUAAAACUUACAGAUGAAACUUAGAAUGAGAAAAAGAUGCAUAAUCAUUAUUAUUAUUCAUUCUAUACCUCUCUUAAAAUUUCUAGAUUUCUACUCCACAUUAUGUAGGUCAGGUUUUAGAAAAAUGAGCCAUAUUAAGUUAUGGAAGUAUUAUCAAGUAGAAGAUAUGGAACAAUAGAAGAUGAAACCUAAAAUUAAACUAAUUUUGUUAAAAUUUUGCUUGAAGAAUAGAAGGAGUAUAUAGAAAACCUUUUAUCUGACGAUUCUAAAGAAUAAAAAGAGAUUUCGAUAGAUAAACUAAUUGAUUUGGUGAACAGUAACAUCAACUAAAUUAAGAAUACGUAAAUCAACGAUAAAAUUAAAAACGAUAUCUUAAAAAAAAUGACAUUAAUAUUAUUUGAACUGAUGAAAUUGCCAGAUUUUCAGGGUGAAAACUCUAAAAAUUAUAUACGUAUAAUAUGCAAAAUUCAAUAUGAAAUUUUGUCAAUAAUCAACCAAUGCAAUUCAGUUGAUAAAGAAUAAAACUAAAGUUAGAGAGGUAGAUAGAGUUAGAGAGAAAGCUAGCCUUGUUAGAAAUCAGAAACUUUACUUACUAACUUUGAUUCAAUUGCUAACAAUUUGAUGAUUCUUAUGAGAAAGACAGAGUUUAUAAUUCAUACAUUUGAAAUAAAGAACAAAAUACAAUCUGAUUAAACUGUCGACAAUUCUGCAGAAUAAACUAGAAAAAAAAUUAUAGAAUAAAUGCAUAAACCUUAGAAAGAUCUAUAUGAAAAUAAAAGGGCUUUAGAGAAAAAUCUAAAGUCACUAUUUUUUGAUUUUCCUAAAAACUAUGAUACGUAAAUUCCUUAUUUAGAUAUUUAUUAAUUUUUCGAAAUCCUGUAAAGCUUUGAUCUAAAUGGUUUUCAUCAUUAAGUACCAUUUGAAUAUUCGACAAAUGAUAAUUAACCUUAUAUCAAUCUAUUAUAAUUUUAUAAAGAUUUGAAGUAGGCUAAUCCUGACCCUUAAAUUUAAUAACGAGAAGAAUAGAAAAUCAAGUAAUGCCUCUGCUAUAAUUUAAUUAAGAUUAAUAAUAUAAUAUUGGAAGAAAAUUUACAAAGAUUUUCCAAAAGUUUAAUUACCAGAAUUUGGAUUAAAGAAAAUGAUUAUAAAGUUAAGUAACUGUUACAAAAUGAGGAGAUGAUUGAAAUAUAAACUUAAUUAUAUCUUCGCAAUUUUGAGGAAUCGUAACAGGAAAUCGAACGAUAGUUUAAAGAGAGGCUUUCAGAUUUUGAUGAGUGUCAUACUCAAAUAUUAUAAUAAGUUGAUGGAGAUAAAAUUGAAUAAUUGAAAAUCAAACUUUAAGAAAUAGAAAAAGAUUUAAGUUAAUAUAUUCUAAAUAUCAACGAUAUGUAGGAUAAAUUAAAAAUUAAGAUAAUCAUAUUGCUAGAAUUAAAAAAGUAAUUUAAUAAUAUAAAAUAACAACUUUAAGAGUUGUAAUUCAAAUUAAAUAAUGUAGACCAAAGAAUAGCAAGAUUAAUUUGGAAAACACCUAAAGAAUUAUUUGAUAUUAGAAAAAAAAAUUUUGAAUUUGAGAUGAAUAAAAAUGGGAUUGAAGAACUACACACUGAGCAAUAAUUUAAUUACUUCGAUAAAGAAGAAGGAAAGAAAUAAUAUGAUGUAUCUAAACUAAUUAAUAUGUUUAUUGAAGAUACGUACCAAUACGUGAUGUUAAUACAUGGAAGAUCAGGAAUUGGAAAAACUACUGCUAUGAACAAAAUUGAAUAAUAUAUUUGGAAGAAUUAUAGCUUGAAUGAUGAAUUAAUAAUAAUUCCAAUUAGUGCUUAAUUAUCUAAUUUAUAAACUCCAACAACAAAUUUAUUUAAAGAAAUUUUGAUGUAAAAUAAAUAUGGAUUUAAUGAGAAUUAAAUUGAAGAGUUUAAAUAAUCUCUAACUUAAACCAAGUAAUUAGCUCUUCUUUUAUUAGAUUCGUAUGAUGAGAUGCCAAAUGAAUUUAAAUACUAAAAUUUAUAUGUUUCGAACAGAUUCUCUGAAUUAAAGAAUAAAGCAAAUAACAGAAAUGCUAUUAAAUUCAUAAUAUCUUGUAGAACAGAGUUUAUAAAGUCGUAAUCAUCUAAUGAAAAAAAAUAAGAUUAUAUUGAAUCAUAAUUACAGACAUGGUUCGGAUUGAACAGGAUGCUUAGAGAGGUUGAGUUAUUGGAAUUUGAUGACUAAUAAAUCGACAAUUUUUUAUAAUAAUACACUUAAUUAAGUGUUAUAAAAGAGAUUUAAAAUUCUGAAAAAAUUUUUAAGUAAUUAGAAUAUAAAUAAUUUACUUUUUUUGAAUGUUCAAAUGAUUGGAGGAUGGUACUUGAAAUUAUAAAGAAGUGUAAAAACCAGGAUUAGCAAUAACCAUUGGAUUAGCAAUAACUAUUGGAUUCGUAAUAACCAUUGGAUUAGCAAUAACUAUUGAAUUGCAAUCAAUUGGAUUAAAUAAUUAAUUAUUUAAUAGGAAAAAACUAAUGUUUGCUGUCGAAUCAAAAUUACAUUAAUUAAAUGAACAUACUUCGAGAUAACUUAUCAAGGUUAUGGAAUGCAAAAAAAUAUAAAUCAUUUUCUAACAACUUAAAAUUAGGAGAAUUAAUGAGGAUUCCAUAUUUAAUUAAAAUGAUUUUGAAGAUAGUCCCAACAUUAACCAAAAAUUACAAUUUGACUGAAAAACAUAAGCACUUUGAAUAAAACUACUUUGAAGUUAUAUAAACAAGUAUUCUAUCAAAUAAAAUCUCUUCUAUAAUUAAAUCACCUAAUUAUAAAUAAUAAAGUUGGAAAUAAAUUUUAAAAAGUUGUAAUUUCGAAAUUGAAAAAGUUGUCAAAAAAUAGAUAUUAUCAUUCUAGUCGAAAGGAUUAUUUAGAACAAUUUUUAAUAGUAAUUUAAAUGUAUCGGAUUUAAAGAAUAAAUUAAGUGAAUAUAUUAGUGAUUCAUAAAGCUUAUAACUAGUAAUCAAUGCGAUUAAAUAAGAAUAGAUCACUGUUUAUGAUUUUAUUGAUAGAUUAACUUCAAUAUAUUUGGAAAAAUAAAUAUUAAGAUUAAAAUCAAAAGGAAAAAUCAAAGAUGAAGAGAAUUUUAAAUAAGAUGUAUUAUUAUUUGCUAAUUAUUUCUCUCUAGAAAUGAUCUAAAACUAAGAGUUAUCUAUUCAAUAUCAACCAUAAGGGUAGCUUUAGAUAUUUGGAAAAUUUCUUCCAAAUACUGUGGAAACUUGGUAUGAUAAGUAUUUUCAUGAUUAAAAUAUUAGUCAUGAUUAUUAUGCUUUGAUUAGAAGUUCAAUGUUAAUAACUUAAAGAGGAAGUAAUUUAUCUUUUUCUCAUGAAAAAAUUACAUAAUUCUAUGUUGCCAAAGCAUUUUAUAGUUUAAUAAAUAGUUCCUUAUACUAAGAAAAAAAUCUUAUGAAUUCGUUUCAUGGAGAAUAAUAUGAAAAUAAUUCAUCUUAAAACAAUUUUAUUGAUAUAAUAAGAAAGUCUUGGAUAAAUAAUAUACAAUUUAAUUUAUCAAAACCCUAAUAUAAAGAGGCAUUUGAAAUUCUAAAAGAAAAAGUAAAAAUGGACAAGGCUUUUUAAGAAAGGCUUAUUUGGCUUAUUUAGAAAUCAGCUAAGAGGCUUUUGAUUCCUGCUGCAUCAAACAUCAUAAGCUUUUUAGGCUUUGUAACAAAGAACUUAAGUAAUAUACCUUUAGAUACUAUGGAAUUGAAAAACACUAGUUUGAUUGGUAUUGAUUUUUCUAAUUCUGACUUGAGCGAUUCAAUAUUCUAACACGUCAAUAUCAGUGAUUGUAAUUUUACGAAUACAAAAUUAAACGGAGCCAAUUGGAAAAAUACAAUAAAUUACAAUAUAAAGAAAGAUAUCAAAAAUUGUUCUUAUUUAUUUUAAUUCAGGUAGUAACAAUUGGCUGUGAUAUAUAAAUCUUAAAAUUGUUUUUUCUAAUUAGAAUUAGAGAAGGGCAAAGAGAAGUAAUAAGUUUUUUCAUGUAUAAAAAGUUUGAAAUGUUUUGACAUUUCUUAAAACGGGGAAUAUUUGGCUUAUGUAGAAAUGCAUAGCUAAGUAAUUUAUAUAAGGAAUCUUCGCUAUACAUUUGAUUACCAACCUUUAUUAGAGGUUAACAAUUUUGUAGAAAAAUUGUAUUUUUCAAAAGAACAAGAAUAAUUGGCUUCAGCAAGCAAUGAUAAAAUAAUUAUUUGGAAAUGGUAAAGGCAGGAGAAAAAAUAAGUUAUAGAUGUAAAAGGUUCUAAAUUACGUAGCCUUUUAUUUUCUUACGGUGAUACAUUUCUUGCUCUUAAUUUUGAAAAACAAUUAAUACAACUAAGAUAUGUAAAACAAUGGGAUCGUCCAAAAUUUAUUAAAUAACUUUCAGAUGAAGUGAUUGUAUUUGCAGUGUCCUUUGACGAGAUAAUUGCUUCAGUUUCAUCUAAAGAUUAAAACUCCAAAAUUAUUUAAUUAUAUAAUAUAUAAUUAAGCAAAGAAGAAAUUCAACUUAAAGGACAUCAAGAUAAAAUCAAUUGCUUGGUCUUUCUUGAAAAUAAACGAACUUUAAUCUCUGGGGGUGAUGAUUGCUUUAUCAUAUUGUGGAAUUAUCAAACUGGUAAAUAAUAAAGUAGAGUUUAAAUAUAUCCAUAACAGAUUCAAUUCUUGAAUAUAGGAAAGAAUAAUAGAAUUUUGGGAUACUAUAAUUAAUACGAAUAAAUAAAAUUUUUGGAUUUAGAAGCAUUUCAAUCGAUACAUCAAGUAAAACAUCCAAAAAAAAUAAAUUAGAUUCAUUUUUCUAAUGAUGGUUUAACAUUGUUAACUUUUAGUUUAAGCAAAGUAAUAAAAUUUUGGGAUAUGAAGGAUGGAAAAAGAUUAAAAAUAAAAGAUCUUCAUGAUUCUAAAGCGAUAUCAAUAAUUCUUAGUGUAACAGAUUAAUUUUUAGCAUCUGCAAAUGAGGAAGGUAAGUUAUUAAUUUAUAAUUUUAAAAAUGAUAAAGUUGAUUUUUCAAAGGAUACAAAUUCAAUAAUUAAAAAGAUUAAGUUUUCCUAGGAUGAAGAAUAUCUGGUAUUUUUAAGUGAGAAUAAAGAAUCACAAUUAACAAUUAUAAAUUGGAAGACUAAUGAAGCAUUCAAACCACCUCUAUUACCUUAAAACAUUAAUAUUGUAGAUUUUUGCUUUUCAGCCGAUUCAACGAUUUUGAUAUUUGCUCAAAAUACUAUUUAUUGCUGGAAUUAUUUGGACUAGUCUGGAGAUACAAAAAGUUUAUAAAAAUUAAAGUAGGAAGUUAUUUAUUUUGAAUUUUCAUAAGGAGGCCAUUAUUUUGCUACUUAUGAUACGAACAAUGAAUUAAAGUGUUAUAAAAUAAAUGUUAGAAAACCUAUAAAAGAAAUUACAUUUAAAGAUGUAAAAUGUAUAGUUUUUUCUCGAAAUGAAGAAAUGGUACAAUUAGCAAUUGGAGGAAAAGGAUAUAUAACUAUUAUUGAUAUGUUGAAAGAAAAUAUUGUAUUUUAGGUGUCUAUUGAUCAACAAUAAGAUAUUGAAAUCAUAUAGUUUUCGCCAAUUGGUUUUCUACUAGCAUCUGUAUUUAGAGAUAAUACUAUAAAAAUAUUUGAUAUUUCAGAAUAAAUAUUGAUAUUUAGUUUAACUCCUUAAACUAAUUUAUUAUUUUCAAAUAAUAUUGAAAAAUAUUCUGAAGCAAUUAUUUAGAAUUUUCUUUUAGAAGAUAUAAUGUGA